Messenger RNA from Geosmithia morbida, 1734 nucleotides. RefSeq names its product Acyl-CoA synthetase (AMP-forming)/AMP-acid ligase II. The transcript is spliced from 4 exons. The record is from RefSeq and is a predicted model, not a curated record. Gene Ontology annotation, molecular function: CoA-ligase activity. Lineage: Eukaryota; Fungi; Ascomycota; Sordariomycetes; Hypocreales; Bionectriaceae. The coding region runs from base 1 to 1734 and encodes 577 amino acids.
AUGGUCUUCCACCCCCCUUCAUGGGUUCCCCCGCUCCCCCACAUCCCUGACGACAUCACCCUCGACCAAUUCCUCAACACUGAGAAUUACGGUCGCCAUGCCCUCUCGUCCUCCCGGAAUCCCUUCACCUGCGGUCUGACAGGAAAGACGUACACCGCCCAGCAAGUCGUCCAACGCGUCGAUUACCUUUCGCGCGCCCUGGGAAAGCGGCUGUCUAUCGACUCCGAGGACGGCACCGAAUGGGAUAGGGUUGUCUGUCUGUUUUCUCUCAACACGAUCGACUACAUCCCAUUCACAAAUGCCAUCCAUCGUCUCAAUGGCAUCGUCACCCCCGCCAGUGCCGCCUACUCCGCCCCCGAGCUAGAGCACCAGCUUAGGUCUUCUGGCGCAAGGGCCGUCUUCACCUGCUUACCGCUCCUUGACACGGCUCUCCAGGCCGCCAACGCAGUCGGCAUCCCCGAGGCGUCCGUCUUUCUCCUCUCCCUCCCCGGAUUUGACGAUUCCAAGGUUCCCUUCUCUACUCUCGACGACCUCAUUGCCCAGGGAAAGAGUCUCCCGCCUGUCAAGCCGCUGAGGUGGAUAAAAGGUCAGGGAGCGCGUCAGACUGCCUUUCUCUCUUACUCGAGCGGUACAUCUGGACUUCCCAAAGCAGUCAUGGUGUCCCACCGCAACGUCAUAGCCAACAUCAUACAGGUCGGCAUUUAUGACGGGGUGGGACGGAAACAGAAGGGCAUCAAAACCCAGGUCCACCUGGGUCUCCUCCCGUUGAGCCAUAUCUAUGGCCUGACCCUCGUGGGCCUGUUAGGCCAGUACCGGGGAGAUGAGGCUGUCAUCCUCCCCCGCUUCGAGUUGAGCUCGUUCCUCUCGUCGAUACAGCGCUUCCGCAUCGAGGCUCUGUUCAUUGUACCCCCCAUCCUCAUCAGCAUGCUCUCCAACAAGGACAAGUGCGACAAGACGGACAUGAGCAGCGUGCGACACGUCAUGAGCGGCGCAGCCCCGCUGGGGAGCGAGGUUGUCGCGGAGGUCUUGAAGCGGUAUCCAAGCUGGACCGUUAGUCAGGGAUAUGGCAUGACGGAAGCCUCCCCCGUGGUAGUCACGUCGAGCGAGCUGGACAUCUCCAUCGGUUCCUCUGGCUCCCUGAUCCCAGGCUGCGUCGCUAAGAUCAUCGACACGGACGGCAACGAAGUGACGACCCACGAGACCCGCGGCGAGCUGCUGGUGCAGUCCCCUUCCGUCGUGCUGGGCUAUCUCCACAACGAAAAAGCCAACGCUGAGACAUUUGUGUGGCACGACGACGGCCGCUGGCUCCGCACGGGCGACGAGGUACUCGUGCGCAACUCCUCGCAGGGCAACGAGCACUUCUUCAUCGUCGACCGCAUAAAAGAGCUCAUCAAGUGCAAAGGCCACCAGGUUGCCCCUGCCGAGCUCGAGGCUCACCUGCUGUCUCACCCGCACGUGCAGGACUGCACCGUCAUCCCCGUCGCCGACGACCGCUCCGGCGAGGUGCCCAAGGCGUUCGUCGUUCGGGAUCCCUCUGCAUCGUCUGUUCCCGAUGCUGAUCUCAUCAAGUCCAUCACGAAGCAUGUCGAGGACCACAAGGCGAACCACAAGUGGCUCCGUGGCGGGGUCGAGUUCAUCGAUGCCAUCCCCAAGAGUCCCUCCGGUAAGAUUCUGAGGAGGAUGCUGCGCGAGAAAGAAAAGGCCAAGAGGAAGGAGCAGGGAGCUAAGCUGUAG